Molecule: messenger RNA, 1173 nt
Organism: Leishmania braziliensis MHOM/BR/75/M2904
Lineage: Eukaryota; Euglenozoa; Kinetoplastea; Trypanosomatida; Trypanosomatidae
Product: hydrolase-like protein
Exons: 1
Coding region: 1-1173 (390 amino acids)
Source: RefSeq, a predicted model, not a curated record
AUGGUGGAAAGCGACAGCAGGUUGCCACCAAGCGAGACGGCCAUGACCUCAACGUCGCCCGGAAUGGUGACAGUGAGAUCUAAGCCAGAGUACAUCGACCUGCCCCAGGACGUCCUUGACGAGCUUCGCCGCAUCUUCAUGCAUCAUCCCGAGGAAAUGUUCGUGCAGGUGGGGCGCUGUGCCAGCACCGGCAAGGACAUCACACUCUGCUACAGCACCUUUGGCAACCCGUCGGACCCGUGUAUUCUCCUCAUCAUGGGCAUGAACGCGUCGUCGCUGAUGUGGGACAGCCGAUUUUGCUGCCACCUCGCCGCAGCCGGCUUUUACGUGAUUCGCUACGACAACCGCGACGUGGGCCUCUCCACCCGCCUUGACGAGUACCCGUCGCCGUUCAUCCUUCAGCUGGCACUGCCUGCCUGGGCGUCCAUCGGCGAAAGGCCUAUAGCGUACACGCUGGAGGACAUGGCUGAGGACGCCGCCGGCCUGCUCAGGGCACUGAAGAUCAGCCAAGCUCACAUUGUCGGCUGCUCGAUGGGAGGCAUGAUUGCGCAGCUGUUGACGUUGCGGCACCCAGAGAUGGUGUCAAGCCUCUGCCUGCAUUCCACUUCUGCCGGUGCCUCCUGGCCCAAACCGUUGCUCCUGCUGAACCUCCUUGACCAGCCGGCAAGCACCAAUGAUGUGCACUCGGUUCUUGACUACCGCGUACGCUUCUUCAAGGCGGUCGCUGGAGAGAUGGCCUUCCACGAGUACGAGUUCCGCCUUGGUAUGUGGUUCGACUUUGUCCGAGCGCCAUCCCAGGGGGGCGGACGUCGGCAUCUGGCCGCGAUUGCCCGUUCCAAGGACCGCAGCGCUGCCCUUAAGGCUCACAUUAACCGAGGGACCAACAAUGCGACAAACAGUAGCGGCAACGAGCGCAGUAGCGCAUCACCGCUGGGUGAGAGCACUGUGUCGUCCCGCCACAUCCCUGUGGUGGUGCUGCACGGUGGAAAGGACCCGCUCAUUCCCCUCUCCAACGCGCAGCAUCUGGCCAACUGCAUUAACGGUGCUCGACUGGUAGUCUUUCCGAAGAUGGGCCACUACUUUUCCAAGGAGAUGCAUCAGCCCAUCGCCGACGAGAUCAUUCUGAACGCGCGCCUGAGUGCGGUGACAAUGGGCAAGACGAUUCCCUCAUGA